GCCGAGGAGGACAAGCGCCGCCGCAAUACCGCUGCUUCCGCUCGCUUCCGUAUCAAGAAGAAGCAGCGCGAGCAAGCCCUCGAGAGAUCCGCUAAGGAAAUGAGCGACAAGGUACAGGCGUUGGAGGGGAGGAUUAAUCAGUUGGAGACGGAGAACAAGUGGCUGAAGAACCUAAUU
This is a messenger RNA of Amorphotheca resinae ATCC 22711, 177 nucleotides long. RefSeq lists its product as hypothetical. Lineage: Eukaryota; Fungi; Ascomycota; Leotiomycetes; Helotiales; Amorphothecaceae. Gene Ontology annotation, biological process: regulation of transcription by RNA polymerase II. Gene Ontology annotation, cellular component: nucleus. The record is from RefSeq and is a predicted model, not a curated record. Gene Ontology annotation, molecular function: DNA-binding transcription activator activity, RNA polymerase II-specific; RNA polymerase II transcription regulatory region sequence-specific DNA binding. The annotation marks the transcript as partial. The transcript has a single exon.